AUGGCUCAAGCAUUCGUGAACGGCAAAAUCCAGCCUGGGAAGGUGGAGGUGUCCCUCAAGCCCACCUGCCCCUACUGCAGAAGGACCCAGGAGCUCCUCAGCCUACUGCCCUUCAAACAAGGGCAUUUGGAAUUUGUCCAUAUCAUAGCCACUGGUGACAGCAACAAGAUUCAAGAUUAUCUGCAACAGCUCAUGGGAGCCAGAAUGGUACCUCUGGUCUUUAUUAGUAAAGAAUGUGUAGGUGGAUGCACCAAUCUAGUAAGCAUGCAUAAGAGAGGGGAGCACUUGACUUGCCUGAAGCAAACUGGAGCUCUGCAAUAA
Molecule: messenger RNA, 321 nt
Organism: Phacochoerus africanus (Common warthog)
Lineage: Eukaryota; Metazoa; Chordata; Mammalia; Artiodactyla; Suidae
Product: glutaredoxin-1-like
Exons: 1
Coding region: 1-321 (106 amino acids)
Source: RefSeq, a predicted model, not a curated record